Messenger RNA from Symbiodinium sp. CCMP2592, 1548 nucleotides. The record is from the annotation of a GenBank genome assembly. NCBI's taxonomy places the organism in Eukaryota, Dinophyceae, Suessiales, Symbiodiniaceae.
AUGAAACCUGCCUCCUGCCAGACUACCAAGAAGCCUUCCCUGUUCGCUGCAAAGACGACCGCGGACAAACUUCGAGUGACCGGAUUGCUAGCCGGCAUUACCAUCGUCGUGUGCGUGGCAGAUUAUGUCCUCGCCGAGAUGGGUGGGGAGAAGGCCAUCCCGGCGGGAGGACGCUCCUUCAUCAUCGAGACCGCCACCGUGCUGGUCUGCAUGUUGCUGCCAGCGGCUUUUAUGCAUCUCUCCAAGGCGGCUUUCAAAAGCGGUGGCAAGGAAAGCCCAAAGAAUCGCCGUGGGAAGCUGCUUCCCAGCGAGGAGCCGGGGAAGCUGAAGAUCGAGCGCACGCAGGCCGUUAACGGCCCCGUGGAUUCCGAGGAGCAGCUCUCCCCCGAGAAAGCCAAAGACGUGACGACCAACGGAGGAGUCAAAGGCUUGUCACAAGCUGUGGCUGCGGCCGUGCGCAGUGGUGAUCGCAGCCGCGCGGAGCGCCUUCUUGGCGACAUCAUCCGGACGAAAACUCCCGUCGACACGAUGCCUUUCAAUUCAGUCAUCCACGCUUGCGCAAAAACCGGCGACAUGAAAGGUGCCCGCCGCUGGCUGCAUGAGAUGCGGGCGGCCGGAGUGGAGCCGAACACCAUCAGUUACAACAUCCUCAUGGAUGCCUCCGCCAAAGCGGAUGAUGCCGAGGACGCCGAGCAUUGGCUGUCUGAGAUGCUGAAAGAUGGAGUUCCGGCCAAUGAGGUCAGCUAUGCCACCGUCAUCCACGCACGCGCCAAGCGCGGAGAGACAGAGCUGGCAGAGCAUUGGCUUUCGAAGAUGCUGGCUGCCGGUGUAGAGCCCAACAUCGUUAGCUACAACUCGCUCAUCUACGCCUGUGGGCGGAAAGGCGACGCUGCUAGCGCCGAGCGCUGGCUGCGCGAGGCCGAGCAGCGUGGCCUCUCGCCGCGAGUGACCACCUACACUGCCGUGGUGGAUGCCUGUGCCAAGAGCGGUGAUGUGGAGCGAGCUGAGAAGUGGAUGGAGAAGAUGAAGGAGGCAAAAGUGGAGCCUAAUGUUGUCAGCUACUCGGCGAUGAUCGACGCCUGCGCCAAGGUUGGAGAUGCCGUGCGAGCACAGCGAUGGCACCAGCGAAUGCAAAAUGCCGGCGUCCAGCCCAACGCGCACAGCUUCAGUGCGGUGAUCAACGCCUGUGCCAAGAGCGGCAAGGUGGUGGCCGCUUGUGAGGAGUUCGAUCGCAUGGAACAUGCUGGAGUGGUGGCGGACGUCGUGGUCUACAGUGGUCUCCUGGAUGCCUGCGCCAAAGCCGGCGACCUGGAACGAUCCAAGGAAGUCUUCGCCAGGAUGAAGGCUGCCGGUGUGCGCCCCAACGUCGUCGCCUAUGCCUCCCUUGCCCGUCCCUUCGCGCACCGUGGAGAGUGGCAGGAGGUGGAGAGCUUCGCACAGGACAUGGGGCAGGCUGGGUUAGAGAUGAACGAAUACUUCCUCUACGCCUUGUUGCUGGCAUAUGCCAGCGCCAAGCCACGGCAGAGCGACCGACCGCGUACAGCCUAA